This is a messenger RNA of Colletotrichum gloeosporioides, 708 nucleotides long. RefSeq lists its product as uncharacterized. Lineage: Eukaryota; Fungi; Ascomycota; Sordariomycetes; Glomerellales; Glomerellaceae. The record is from RefSeq and is a predicted model, not a curated record. Gene Ontology annotation, molecular function: protein N-terminal-serine acetyltransferase activity; protein-N-terminal-alanine acetyltransferase activity. The coding region runs from base 1 to 708 and encodes 235 amino acids. The transcript has 2 exons.
AUGGAGCGUCAGGUUGGCCCCAAAGUCUCGCCCGAUGGACCAGCUGAGGCCUUGCCCCGCGACCCGCUGCACGGUCGGUACACCGCACUGGUUCCCCUCCAACCAUCACACGCGAAGGCUCUGUUCAAACAUGUUGGCGGCGAGGAGAAUGCCCAUUUGUGGACGUAUCUGUUCCCAGACCCGUAUCUCGAGUAUGCGGAGUUCGAGGCCGAUGUCAAAAAAUGGUCAGCGUCCAAAGACCCUUUGUACUUUACCGUGUUGUCGGGCCCGGCAUCAGAUCCGUCAUCGGAGCCGGUUGGAUUCAUGACGUACAUGUCAAUCGUUCCGGCACACAGGCGUAUCGAGAUCGGAUCGAUUUGCUUUAGCCAAAAGCUACAGCGAACUCGGCAAGCAACAGAGACCUUCUAUCUCCUGAUGAAGGAGGCUUUUGACGAGUUGAAAUUCGAGCGACUGGAAUGGAAGGCAAACCAUCUCAACAAGCCGAGUCUUGCGGCUGCAGACCGGCUCGGGUUUGUAUUUGAGGGUAUUUUCAGAAAACACAUGGUCAUCAAGGGAAGGCGCAGAGACACAGCCUGGUUUAGCAUCACAGACGAUGAAUGGCCCGUCGUCAAGGGUGGACUGGAGUCUUGGUUGAGCAAGGACAACUUCGACGAGCAGGGCAACCAACGGAAGACUUUGAAGCAAUGCAGGGAUGUUUUCCAAAAGUGA